GACAGAGCGGUCCCGUCGCGGCUUGUCAAUCCCGCCGCCGGAGGGAGGCCGCCCGGCUAGGCGCCCGCUAGCCUCUGCAGCGACGCGUACCGGAAAGAGAGAAACCAAGGCGGUAGGUCCGGGGAUCCCGCAGGCGGAGCACGGGGGCGCCCGGAACUCCGAAGGACGGCAGGAGCAGCGGAAGUAUUUUCUACCCGAUUUGCUGAGUAUAGCUCAUCUACCCCAGCCCAGUCCCACGGCUCUGCAGCCAGCAGUGUGGAAAAUGGCGGUGAGCCACUCAAUGAAGGAGCGGACCAUCUCUGAGAACAGCCUGAUCAUCCUGCUACAAGGCCUCCAGGGCCAGGUAACCACUGUGGACCUGCGGGAUGAGAGCGUGGCCCAUGGACGCAUAGACAACGUCGAUGCUUUCAUGAACAUCCGCUUGGCCAAGGUCACCUACACGGACCGUUGGGGACAUCAGGCAGAGCUAGAUGACCUCUUUGUAACAGGCCGUAACGUCCGUUACGUCCACAUCCCAGAUGACGUGAACAUCACCAAGACCAUUGAGCAGCAGCUGCAGGUCAUCCAUCGGGUGCGCAACUUUGGCAGCAAGGGGCAAGGCCGGCGGGAGUUUCCUACCAAAAAGUACAAAUGAGCCUGUUCCUUCAGCAAGCCCUGGUCCCCACUCAGGUUCCUUCAAAGUUCUACUGAGCCAACUGCCUGCUAUCCUUCCCUGCCCAGAACCUGGGAAGGGAGCAGGGCCAGGUGUGUGUCUGACAGACAACACCUGUCACAAUUGCCUUUCACAGAGUUCCACCUCCCAGACUCACCCUGGGCCCAGAAUCCUCUUAAUCUGUGGCCUGGGUAUAGCUGACAAUACCCCCUUUUGAUCAUUUGCAUCUGAAUCUCUGAUUUACUAAUUUAGGGAAUCUGUCAAAUCGUUUUCAACCCUUUCCCAUGUGAGGAUUAUUAAAUGUGCAGGGCCUCAGCCAUCCCUCAGUGUCCCCAUUUCUCUUACAAUUGUGUGUUUGUUUUCUCACAAAACUAAACUUGGUUACAC
Molecule: messenger RNA, 1039 nt
Organism: Pteropus alecto (black flying fox)
Lineage: Eukaryota; Metazoa; Chordata; Mammalia; Chiroptera; Pteropodidae
Gene: LSM10
Product: LSM10, U7 small nuclear RNA associated
Exons: 2
Coding region: 263-634 (123 amino acids)
Biological process (GO): mRNA 3'-end processing by stem-loop binding and cleavage
Cellular component (GO): nuclear body; cytoplasmic U snRNP body
Molecular function (GO): histone pre-mRNA DCP binding; U7 snRNA binding
Source: RefSeq, a predicted model, not a curated record